AGUGUUACAGAAUGGGCAUGGUUAAAUGUUUGUGAUUUCUUUUCAUACAUAUACAAAUUUAAUAAAGCAAUUCAAGUGUGAUAACGUAAUUUUGUGUUCAAUCACUAUGAGCUCAUGGUAGAGACCCACUUAUUCGUUCAUAUACAGUUAUUCGCGUAACACGUAUUUUGUGCAUAGAGUUCAAGCAUUGAAUUAGGCCACAUAGCGAUCUCUCCCUAAAUUACCGCUGUUCAGCCUGUCGACGUAUCAAGACAGACUAUCAAACGCGCGAGGAGGGAGAGUGAUGAUCAGAAAGGCCGCGACCUGGUAAUGUGAUGUCAUCAAAAGGGGAAACAGAGGCCGAUUCAGGCACGGUGUCGCCGAACUUAACCACAGUUAAAAAUGAACCGGUAGCAACAGCAAGUAAAGAUACCCCAAGAAGGGGAAACAGUACAUUGCUAAAAUGUACAACUUGCAACAGUUUCAGUACUCUCAGUAGUAGAGCAUUAACAACACAUAUGGCCCAGUGCUCUCCGGACAACAACAAUGUGGCAGCUGCACAAAAUGCGGACGCGAGACCGCACAGAAAACUUUUCGAAUGUGAUGUGUGCAAUAUGAAGUUUUCAAAUGGCGCUAACAUGCGCAGGCAUAAAAUGCGACACACCGGUGUUAAACCAUACGAGUGUCGCGUUUGCCAAAAGAGAUUCUUCAGGAAAGAUCAUUUAGCAGAACAUUUUACAACUCACACGAAAAGCUUGCCAUAUCAUUGCCCAAUAUGUAAUCGAGGUUUCCAACGACAAAUAGCUAUGCGUGCACAUUUUCAAAAUGAACAUGUUGGUCAGCAUGACCUUGUUAAGACUUGCCCACUCUGUAGCUACCGCGCUCCUACUAUGAAAAGUUUGAGAGUUCAUUUCUUUAACAGGCAUGGCAUUGAUUUAGAUAAUCCCGGUCCAGGGAAUAAUUCAGUGUCACUUUUGGCCGCUGGUAUUGCAAAUGCAGCUUAUGCUGAUGGUACAAUGGAUCCCAGUACAAUAAAUGCGCUAGGGUCACUGGGGUCCGGACUCUCGGUGUCUGUUGCUGCUGCUUAUUCGGAUAGUGGUGACAGUAAUGGUGAACGGUCUGUAGAUAAUGCUACACCUCCUAUGCAUUAUUUGACACCCCAUGUAGAAAUAUCAAUGCCCGAUAACAACGAAACAUAUUCACCUGGCCAGUCCAACCAUUUAGGGAAUUCAGAUUUGCGCAUGAAUGGGGAAGGCCCAAGUUCACCGCAGUCGGGGGACAGUGCUGUGGCCAGUAGCUCCUUAUCAGCUGGUCUUCCCACCAAUAUUACACCAUCUAUUACUCUCAUACCCAUUAAACAGGAACCCAACACACAGGAAGAUGGCGGCGGGGAGCGGGAGGGCGAGGCGAGCGUGGACAAGCGCGGCGUGUCCUCCAGCCUCUCCUCUCUCAUCAAAGUCUCUCCGCUCAAGAGCCUCCUGCGAGAAGACCUGCGUAGACGCAUAUCGGCCCGCGGCAGGUCCCGAGGAAAUAAUACGUCGCGAGCGUCUCCUUCGGAAGGGGGUAUAACAUCGACGCACGGCGACGCGGCGUUGCUGCCCUCCUCGCUCGUAUGUACAUUCUGCUCCAUUACGUUCCCCGACUCCACGCUGUACUUCCUGCACAAGGGCUGCCACUGCGACUCCAACCCCUGGAAGUGCAACAUCUGCGGCGAGCAGUGCUGCAACGUGUACGACUUCAACUCGCACUUGCUCAGCAAGAGUCACCAAUGACUGUUUGCAGGGGGGUCGUUACACUUCAACUGACCCGAUGCACUUUUCGCAUUUUUGUGCAUACGUAAACACUUCGAAGCUUCACCUUUCAUUUUGAUGUCCAUUCCAACGCAUUUAAUGCACUUUAUAAAAAUGUUUUUUUAAUGUGAAGUUAAGCACGCCGAGGUGAGUCUUCGAAUUUGUCUUACGCUGAACGUCCCCCCGAAGCUGUUAUUAAAAGUGCAAAUUACUUUUGAAAGUUAUUUAGUUGUUAUAAUAGUUAAUGAUUGGUUUGUAUGGAUAUUUUAGUGUUUAACUAAAAGGGUAUGAGAUAGUUGGAAAUUUAGGUGCGAUGUGGAAUUCCCUUAGCUAGAAAGUAAAUUAAAAUUUGUUAAAUGACGAGAUUCAACAUUCCAUUGUAACAUGAUGCAUUCCAUGUUUGAGAUUUUUCGACCAAUACCAGAGUCUUUGGUGGGGAAAUGAAGUGAUACUUUGAAUUUUUUUUUGUCUUUAUAAUAUUUUAUUUUAUUUAUUGUUUUUAUUUUAUUUUAAGUACUUAACGGUACGUGAACAUUUGAAAAUAAAUUUAUUACGAGGUAUUUUGGUGCGAUAGUCAAUUUUACAAGUGUUUUUAAAACUUAAAUUGAAGAAUGUACAAAGUAAUAUAUUUAUACAUUUGAACGUUGACAAGAUUAGAAAGGCUAAGCCUGUUUUCCCAAUAUCGUUUAUUAUUGUGAUUUUAAUGACAGACAGGAAUUAAAUUCUACAUUCCAUUUUUUGUUGUCUUAUGCAUGUGAUGCAAGUCCACGACUAAUACUUAAUGUACAAGUUUUAAAAAUAUUAUUUUAUUAAAAAUAUGUUGUUAAUUAUUUAUUAUUCUAAAUUACACAGAUUUAGAAGUUAACAUCGUGUACUUAAAUAUCAGCCUUAUUAUAUUAAUAAGUUAAAAUGAGAUAACUAUCACGGAAAAGGCAUAUUUGCUCAAUGAUUUGAACAAGGCUCAACAUUAUGAUGUUUUACGUGUUCUUUUCGCACAAAAAUAUAGUUUUGUUCUACAUUCCUCAGAAUUGGUAAUCACGAGUUAUCGCGUGCUUGUAUCCGGUGCCUGUAUAUUGUAAUUGAUUUAUUUUAUUAUUAUUAUUAAUUGGCAACGACUUAAACUGCUAUUAACUAAAAGUUGUUAAAAAAUAAACAACUUUUCAACUAACUAUUAUUGGGUGCUCAAUCAGAUGAUGGAAAACUGAUUGAAAAUUAUCGAAAUUAGAAUUAAAUUUAUUAUGUGGUACUAUUUUCGUUUAGGUAAAUAUGUUUUAGCACUGAUGCAAUAUGAAUUGGAUUUAGCUUAUAUAUUUGGUCCGGUCCAUUCCCAUUGGAGUUAACCCUGAGAUUUACAUUCCUGUAGGUAAUAAGUACUUAAUAUCGGUUGUGGUCUUGCCUGUUAAGUUUACGAAAUUGACUUGGUUUGAACUGAAAUGUUUACCAACGAAGUUAUGUAUUUUGUUUUGUUGACGUUGGUAGUGGCGUAGCGCCGGUGAGCGCUAGUCCGUCCCCGACUGGGCCUAGUGAGUUACCUGAAACGAGCGACACAUUUAUUUAUAGAGAUUCUUAUAUUAUUGCUGUUUCAUUGUUGGUUAUUAUAUGUAGACUUGAAUAUUUUAUAUGGUCCCUACCGUUACACCGCGUAGUAUAGAUUUAUUUAAGAGCUAUUAAUAUUAUUAAUCGGUAACCCCAUUGGGCGCCUUUACUUAAUCCGUCCAUAUCUAACGAUAGAUAUUGCCUUUAAUAUUUAAUAGAGUUAAUAUAUUUAUAGAUUAUAGAUUAAAAUUAAGAAGAGAUCUUAAUUAUAAAAUGUUUUUUCUGAAUUGAAGAGGUUUACGGAAUCAUAGAAAUUUUAUUAUCUACAUAACUACUGCGACUCUAAUAGAUCGAAUAUUGUUUUAAACGUGUUUACUUACUACUUAAUUUCUUCAAAAAUCAUAAAUUAAAAACCCAUAUUCGAUUUAUUUUUGCAGCAGUAUUCCUUUAAAUGUUUUUCAUCGUUUGACGUAAAUAAAUUAUUUUUUGUGUGGUAGCAACAUAGAAUCGAGAUAUGGACACAAAGAGAUAAUAAAAAAAAACACAAAAUAAUCUAGUUACAAAGUAAUAGUAAUUGAUAUACACCAGUAUUUUUUAAAUCCCUUUUAAACAUAUUUUGGCAUACAUUUCGUGGGUGUGGUUUUACAACAAUUGUUAAAAAUCAUUUAAAUGUAAUAUUUGCUGGCAAGGAUGAAAUUUUUGGUAUGUUUGCGUAAUUAUAAUCAACGAAUUAAAUGUUAAUCGUGUUUUCUCUACAGUAUAAAGUGCAAACAUUUAAGAAUUUGACUUCUUCUUUGUCAAUGAAUAUUGCCAGAUAUAUUAGUUUAUUUAACAAGUGUUACGUCUUUAAAACUUGAAGACAUUGUUGGAGUUAAAUGUUUGUCUUACUGUAGCUUGACUGCUUUGACGUUUGUUUAGCACUUUUUUUAUUAAUUCACUGACCUCUAUAAAAUGCACAGACUAUAAAGUGUGACAUUUUGAUUUUUGCUUUUAGACACGAACGAACUAAUAAUAGAUAUUGUUAUCAACCCCAUGUCCAUUUGGGAUAGAGAUCAGUGCAUCACUUAUUUUGUCUUUUAAAAAAAGGACAGACAAAACAUUGUGUCAAUGCAACUGUCAAAGCGGUCGAAAGCUACAGAUAAUAAACAGGUUUCGGAUAUACUCUUACUUGUUAUAAACAGAAAUGCUUUAGUAUAGCAGUCCUCACCUUAAUACCAAAUCACAGCUUACCAACAUUAUAAUUUUGUUUUAAGUUGUUAUGUGUGUACUUUGUAAGAUAGAUAAAUCAUUAUAAAAGCAAUUAUUUUUAAAUGUAGAGAGAUUGAUAACUUCGUUGAUAUUUUUCUGUUACAUUUAUUGUGUUACGGUUAAGAAAUAACAUAUUUACUAAUACGAAUACUUUUCGUAAGGAACCGGUACGGAAUAUGAGUGAUAGAUACUAUAUCAUGUUAGCAGAUUGUGCCUUAGAACAGUAAUAACUAAAAGAGUAUAGAAAUAUAAGAAAAAAAGAUUUUUUCGAAAUUUGUUUUAACAGAUUAUAAAUAUUUAGAAGUGUGAAUAUUUAAGUGUUUCACAUUCAGAGUUAUAUAUUUACAAAGAGAGAAUAUAUAAAAAUAAAAAUGUUAUUUAUUUAUAUAUGUAUAGUGAAAUGUUUGCGAUAUAGCUGUUUUGCUUGUUUUUAUGAUAAAAGUUUAUUUGCGGUUGAAAAGAAUUGUCGUCCUAUCAUCUUUGACGAUAUAAAUAUGCUAAAGGAAUGGUACUUACUACCAAGUAUGUAGUUUUAUUUAUUUACUUAUAAAUAAUUUGGUAAAGGGUCUACUGAAAUAUUAAUAAACUAUGAGA
Messenger RNA from Papilio polytes (common Mormon), 5147 nucleotides. RefSeq names its product zinc finger protein Pegasus. The coding region runs from base 315 to 1751 and encodes 478 amino acids. NCBI's taxonomy places the organism in Eukaryota, Metazoa, Arthropoda, Insecta, Lepidoptera, Papilionidae. The transcript has 7 exons. Gene Ontology annotation, biological process: regulation of transcription by RNA polymerase II. Gene Ontology annotation, molecular function: RNA polymerase II cis-regulatory region sequence-specific DNA binding; DNA-binding transcription factor activity. The record is from RefSeq and is a predicted model, not a curated record.